GACCUCGGUAUAUUGGCAAGAUACCGUAGAUUAUUAGUGAAUAUUGGAUUGAUAAGUAAAUCCACCGGCAAUUGUAAACAGCCAAAUAAUUAAUCCGCUAAUGAUCGCUAUUAAUCUGAAUAAUAUGUUAACAGUGGCUGAAGAGUGAUUGUUAAUUGAAGAAAAUAAACAUUCUAUCGAGAAAAUAUUUCCCUCGGCGUGACGGACUCACAUAGACACACACGAAUAAAAGAACAUUGAACCACAAAGUGAAAAUAAUCAGACAAAUUUUAGUGAUUACGAGAUAUUGGUGAAUCGAUCCCGGUAAAUAGACUGCAUUCAUCGGCAUCUUCCACGUCGCUAGGUUAUAGUUCAUCAGGACCAUCAAAUGUUGAUGAUGAGACAACAAUUGUUGUUGAUUUUUGUUGAACAAUCGGCAGGAAGUCUUCAUCGAGGUUUUUAGAGGUUAUUCCUGUUGGAGAUAUGGCUAAUGUCGAUUUUGAUUCGGAGCUCUUCGAGAAGAAGCUUCAUACUCUCAAAGACUCUCAGGAGUCCAUACAGAGUUUAUCUUCGUGGUGUCUCGAGAGACGAGAGCAUCACAAGAAAAUUGUUGCCACUUGGUUGCAAGUGCUGAAGAAGGUAAAAGUCGAGCACAGGCUGACGCUGUUCUACCUCGCGAACGAUGUGAUCCAGUACUCAAAACGAAAAAACUACGAGUUCGUGGAGUCCUGGGGGACGACUCUACAACGAGCUACGACGAUGGUCCGAGACGAGAAAGUGAAACACCGAAUCCUGCGAAUCUUCAAAAUAUGGGAGCAGAGGCAAGUCUACGACGAGGAGUUCCUCACAGACCUCUCAGGCCUCAUAUCAGCAGCUCCAAAGAAAAAAAUCGAUCCUCAACCGAUCAACGUCCCCGAGGAAUUUCAGGCUGCUCUCCUGAUCUCCACUAUGCGAUCCUGCUCGACCCUGGAGACAGCGACUGACGCUCGUCUGAAAGAUCUUCGAGACAGUAACAUCGAUAUUGACAACGCGGAGGAGCUCUGCGCCUCCUUGAAAGACCGGAGAAGAGUCGAGGACGCCGAGAAGGAAGUGGAAACAGCUGUUAGAAAUAUCGAGAAUUACGUUCGCGCCCUGGAGGCUGAGAUUCGAGAACGAGCACAAGUUCUGGAGUUGUUGGAACAAGCUGAUCAGUUCUACGAGACCCAGAGGGGCGAAGUCAAGAUCGUCACCAAUGCUUACAGAAAUUUUGGCAGCAGAGUAAAGAACCUGAAGAAGAAGCUGGAUGAACUCCUGCCAACGUUGACCUCUCCAAUUCCAUCACCAGACGUCAAUGCACCAUCACCCAGUCCUGACAGUGACAUUGAACUCCCUGGAGACGAUCAGAACAUGAGUUCAGUACUGGAGGUGGUGCCACCAUCGAUGUAUGGAUCCUACAGUCAGGAUUACGAGCCCAUGCCAGUGCCAGCUCCUGAUUCCUCCCAGGGGAACAGUUCCAAUGACUUUACGAGCAAUUUCUCGUCGUUUAUUGGUGGAAAUAUGGACUUUGACAUGCGGAGUCUGUUUAACGAGAAAUCCCCUGGGGGCAGUCAGAUUUAUAAUGAGGCUAUGCCCAUUGAAGUCAUCAAUAUGAGACCCUCUAAGGUGGCACCUGGUGAGGAGUUCUCCUCGGGGAAUUUUCUCAAAGUUCCUGAGGCAAACAGAGCCACGAGUUCUGGAGGAAUUCCUGGGUUGGGCCUUGAUGUUCCUGAACCGAGGACAGAGUCACCUCAGAGACCGGAUUAUGCGCAUCUGGAGAGACAAGUUGGGACUACUACUCCCCGGAUGAUUGGGGCACAGGGAGAGAGGAUUACCCACAGCACACCCUUGGCGCAUGGAGCUGGAUAUUCCAGGGAGAAGACACCCUUUGAGGAAGGCGGUGGUACUGCUAAUCCUUUGCCACCUCCACCACUUCCUCCACCCAUAUUCCUGGAGGAGGACGGGUGCUACAAUAAAUUGCCACCGAAAUUUCCCACCUGGACACCAGCUAAUGACGGAGCCAAGGAGGAGAUCAAGUGGCAGACAGGAAAAAAUUCCUGGUCUAACGACAAUGGAGAAAGCGAGCGUUGGGAGUCCCCGAGUGAGCCAACCUGGUCAAAUGGUAUGAGAGGCAAGCCUAAUCUGUCAGAGACACCGGAAUCACCUCCGAUAUACGAAAAAUCGAGCUUCAGAGAUCCUGUGCAAUACAACGAUCCCCAAACGCAGGAGCCCAUACUCAGCAGUGCUGCUGAUGUAGAUCACAGGGUUAUACCACUUCCUAUGCCUCCUGAUGGUCAUCUUCCUCAUCGUUUGAUGAAAGGAGCUGAUGUCGAUCAUCGGAAUCUCAUCAGUUUAACCGGUAGUCCAGCAAAUAAUUCUGCUAAUUCCAACGAAUCACAAACACCAGGCAGUAAUAAUUUGUGGAGCAGUACUGAUCAAGAUUACAGACGACAAAUUCAACCUGGGGAUAUAGUAGAAUCGGUAGAUAUGGAGAUGUCGGACGAGGAAACGGAUUCGAAGCAAAAAAAUCGAAUUCUGGUGGACGUUCGUACUCAAGAUCGUGACAUGAGACCAGGUCCCCCUCAUCAUUUGGACAUGGACAUGCGAGUGAUUCCCCUGCCCUCUCCCAUACCACGAAAUCACCCACCGGACAUUCGAAACAUGCAUCCAGGUCCACCACUCCCACCUCUACCACCUUUCCGGCAAAAUCACCCAGAUUUUCCCCCUAAUCACCCGAAUUUCCGAGGUAACCUCAGCCUCCCACCCAAUUUUCUCCCUCCACAGCCCGACUUUUCCCCCGAUUUUCACCCAAAUCGACCGGACAUGUACGAUUUUCAGGAGAAUCAACGUCCAGACUUCCACGAUGAUCGUAGAUUUUCCCUCGAUCAUUUACCACAUCACCAACAACAUCACAGAGACUCUCCAAUGUUCGUGAGGGGUAGAGGACGUCCAUUUCCUCGUGGACGCCGUGAUAGAUUUCCAGAAAUACCACAAAAUCGUCGUCACAGGCCACAGGACACCCUAGAUCUCCAUCAAGAGCCACCACCUGGCAGACUAUCAGUCCUUCAGCCACCUGAGACUGUAGUAAUCCUGGAUGACAAUGGAAUGCCAAUAAUGCCAAGUCAAGAUGAUCCUCGUGUUCCCGAAGAGAUAAUAAAUAAAGACAAUGAAACACCAGGUGUUCAAUCAGUUGAAUCAGCAUCACCCAAGGAUUCCAAAGUAUCUCACAAUGAUCCUGAGGGUGAGAAAGACCCAGAGCUACCCGGAGACAGCGAAGAAAUUGCUAGUGAAGAGAGAUCGCAGGAGGGCUCAUUAACACGUGCUGAUGAGCCUCCUAAGAACCUCUCAGAACACCUGGAGGCACUGAUGAACUCAGGAAAGACUGCUGGGGUCAAUGAUCUCAAAAGACAAGCGUCCAAUGGAAUUCUCGAGCAGAUGGAUGAGGACAGGACGUCUCCCACGAGGAAGAGGGUUUUUAUGCCUAAUAAUGGGCCUCCAGAGCUGCAUCCCAUUCUUGUUUAUGACUACGAGGUUCAGCAUGGCAAUCCUAAUUUUAGGCCGAGACUGCCUGCACCUGUAUCUCCAGCUGCUGUGAGCCCUUUUGCUCCCUGGAGGGGCCCUGGACCUAUGCAGAGGGGCCGAGGGGGAUUCAGAGGAUCGCCAAGAGCACCCUGGAUGGACAGAGGACCCAGGGGACCUCCUAAUAAUUUUUCACCAAGAGGUGGCAAACGAGGGAGUCCUUUCAGGGGGAAUAAUAAUGGGAAUGGUGGAUUCAGGGGGAGGGGGAGGGCUGGUAAUUGGUAAAUUUUAAGCUCCGGUGAAGUGGUGGAUAGGAAUUCAUUCAGGUGGGGGGUGGUGGAGUAUAAUACAGUCAAUGAAAUCAUCUACAUCUUUUUGAAUGCUUUGUUAUAUCUGCAGUGAAGUGGGAAUUAGGAUGAGUGAUGCUUUUCAAGGCCAGUUUUUAACGAAUAUCUCGGUGUUCAAGGGAGAUGGGAUAAUUUUUGAAUAGAGAUCUUUUGUGGAGAAAAAGGAGAGCUAGAAAAAAGGUAUCUGUGAAAAUAGCACUAGCUUUUCGUAAUUCCACGGUAUUUGAGGAAAACUGCACUCGAAAAAAAGCACUUUCACUGUUUUAUCACUUCGAUACGGAUUUUAAGGUCAUCUGUCUGGGGAAUGAUUUCGAGAGUUAUUGUUGAUUUAUUCUUCGGAACUCUCGAUAUUUGUAAAUAGUCAUCUGUCUUGCGGAUGAAUGAAUAAUUAAGAAUAAUGCUGUAAUGAAUUCAUUAUUUGCCGAUUAAUUACGGAAUUUUAUAUUGAAUAUAAAAUGAUUUCAGGAGUCAAAGGGUUUUGAAUAAAAUAUCAAAUUAAUUUUAUAAGCUACACAUAUUUUCGUGGGUUCUGCUCAGUCAUUUUACGAAUUAAAUUCAGAUUCCACCAGUUUAAUAUCGAAAUUAUUGACUAUCACCACUUCACUAGAAUGGUGAGAACUGGUUGGUGGCUGGAGUGUGAGGGAGCAGUGCUCUUCAUCGUAGUUUAGGUCUUGUAAAUAAUUAUAAGUAGAUGAAGAAUUCGAGUUAUAAGAAUUUUGUCAUUUAAUGAUUGAAAUUAAUUGUAAGAUAUUUCGAGAAUUCUUCAGAUACAUGCGUACAAAAUUCUGUCAGUGCGGGCUGUUUUUUUUUUGGAGCUUGACAUUUCUUUUUCUUUUCUGCGAGUAUUCCUGGAUUAUUACAAGUACUGAACAUUGAAGAAGAAUAUGUAAUUUAAUACCCACUUGAGUGAUGAUUCAUGCCUUUCAUUGAAAAUCGCUGAUAUUUUCCUCUAGCUCCUGUAUAAUUAAAAAAAUCAUAAUUAAUAAAGUGAUAGAGCUAAAGAGAUCUACUUGACGUCAUAAUCAAUUAUGAAAAAUAUUUGCAGAUUAAUAGAAUAUAGUUCUAGGAUUUUUAUUCAUCUGUUUAAGAUCUCAUUCAGAAAUAAGUUAUGAAUUUUUCCAUUCCGUUGAUCUAGAAUAAAUAACUGAUCAGUGGAGAUUUAAUUACAGAUUCAGACAAUUGUAACAAUCAACUCCAGAGUUAUCUCAAGAAAAUUGAUAAGAAGCAUUUAACGUUUUUAAUUCAUGAAUACUCAAAGAAUUGUAAAACGAAAUGAGAAAAAAUUGUUUCACACGAUUAAAAACAGUGAAGCGACCAAUUUCGAGUAUACAUGUGAUUAUAUAAAUAAUGAGAGGUGUUCACGUCAAGAAGAUAUUGAGAAAUUUUAUUAUGAAUAAUUAGUUCAUUGAAAUAAAUUUCCCAGUGACCGAGGCUGACGUUUAAUACGUGAGAAAUCUGCAAUAAAUGAUUAUAAAAGGAAAAGUUAUUUAAAAAAUUGACAUGACCUGGGUAUGACACGAUUAUUUUUCGUUCGCCUCGGAAAUCUCUCAUUGAGAACGAAGAAAGGGGAGGGAGGGGGAUUGGGAGAGUGAGAAAUAAAUGGAGAAAAGGAACUGAGCUGGAAAUUUCAUUUUUCCUCCUUCAGAAAUGAACAACACCAUUAAUAUUGUUGACAUGCAAAUGAGAAAUUAUUUUCAAUUUAUUUUAUUCUGUUCGUCUCUUCGUCACCACUCGCAUUUGCAUUUUCUUAUCGUUUUUCUUUUCUUUUAUCUCAUAGAAUGAUUUAUUAAAACACAGGGAUGUCGUAUUGAAAAAAAUUGUGUCAAUAAAAUGUAAAAAUAUUUCCUCUCCAAUGGCGUGCACUUCCCCUUAUUCCGAUGAAUAAAUAUAAUAAAGAGAUUUUUCGUGAAAGAGGGAAAGAGAUUUGAUUUGAAAGAGAUCAUUGGAUAAAUUUCCUUGGAGAUUAUUUCGUAAAUUUGGAUUGAAGAAUAAAAUGUUUUUAUAUUUAUCUUUAAUCCAAUUGUUACUGAAAUUAUCGAUGGAGUAAAGUAAUGAAUAUAAAGUUCAAUUGCACGUGAAUUAUUCUUAAAUAUCUCAGGAACUGAAAAUUUACGGAGAAAACUGAUAAAAUUAUUUGUAGUGCAUAAAAUUUUAAUAUGAAAAAAAUUCUCACAUUUUUUUCUGUCUGAACCCAUAAUUUUUUUUAUUUCUCUUCAUGUGUGAAAGAAAAUAAAAGAAUUAUUGAUCCGAAAUAUUUCGCAACAUCAAAUCCACCGAAUGACGAUUAUAAAUUUGUAAUUGCCUUGAAAAAUUACUUAACAAUAAUU
Fopius arisanus is the source of this 6187-nucleotide messenger RNA. RefSeq lists its product as uncharacterized. Gene Ontology annotation, biological process: mRNA 3'-end processing. Bases 463 to 3798 code for a protein of 1111 amino acids. Gene Ontology annotation, molecular function: RNA polymerase II complex binding. The record is from RefSeq and is a predicted model, not a curated record. The transcript has 5 exons. Lineage: Eukaryota; Metazoa; Arthropoda; Insecta; Hymenoptera; Braconidae.